AUGCAUCGUUUCGGGAGCGUCUGCGUGGCGUCGCCGGAGUCGGCUGCGCUCGGCGGUCUGAACGCAGCCGGCGACCAGCGGCGGGUCGCUUUAGUCCCAGCGAGCGCGAAAAAGGCAGAAGACAUGCUCGGUGUACCUCAGCGGUCCUCCGGGGAGUUCCCGUUUACUCCAUCUCUUUGUGCUCUGGCGGAUGAGGACGACGAAGGCGAGCGCAACACCGUUCCCCUCGCGCCCCUCGGCGGCUUCUUCUCCGAAAACGACUCCCUCAAACCACAACCGAAGAAGAAGAAGCCCAAAAAGAUGAAAGAGGGGAAAAUGCCCAAAGUAAAGAAGAGGAAAAAGGAGGGGGAAAUCCAGCCGCGGGUCGACAGCGACCCGGAGGAGGCCUCCGAGGUGGAGGAGGAGGAGGAGGGGGAGCGGCAGCGUCCGGAGGUCGGCUCUGAGAGCGAGGGCAGCGCCUACGGCCCCACCAAGAAGAAGAAGAAGAAGCCCAAGGAGAAGAAGCCCAGGAAGAAGAAGAGAGACGAGGAAGAGGAGGAGGACGACGACGAUGACGGGAACAUGAAAGAACCCAAAUCAUCCGGCCACCUGAUGACCGAGUGGGGCCUGGAAGACGUUCAGUACGGCUUCACCGAGGAAGACUACAAGACCAUCACCAACUACAAGGCCUUCAGCCAGUUCCUCAGGCCUCUCAUCGCCAAGAAGAACCCCAAGAUCCCCAUGUCCAAGAUGAUGACGGUGUUGGGGGCCAAGUGGCGAGAGUUCAGCGCCAACAACCCGUUCAAGGGCGCGUCCGCCACCGCCGUGGCCGCCGCCGUGGCCGCCGCCGUGGAGACGGUUACCGUGACGCAGCCGCUGGCCGUCGUGAGCGGCGGCAGCGAGCCGCCGUGCUCUCAGCCGGGGCCGAUCAAAAAGGCCAAAACCAAAGAGGGAAAGGGACCGGGAGUCAGGAAGAGAAGCAAGACGGCGAAGGAGGGGAAGAAGAAAGCCAAGCCGAAGAAGACCAAAUCAAAGUCGGGCCAGAGUGUGAAGAAGAAGAAAGCUUCCUCGAGUGAGGAGGACUUCCUGGAGGAGUCAGACUUCGAUGACAUCAGCGUCCACAGCGCCUCUGUGCUCUCCGACACCUCGGGGGCCGCCACCAAGAAGAAGGCCCGACGUGGGCGUAAAAAAAGGAAAAAGGAAGACGGCGACGGCUACGAGACGGACCACCAGGACUACUGCGAGGUCUGCCAGCAGGGGGGCGAGAUCAUCCUGUGUGACACGUGUCCCCGAGCGUACCACCUGGUGUGCCUGGACCCGGAGCUGGAGAAAGCCCCCGAGGGCAAAUGGAGCUGUCCACACUGCGAGAAAGAGGGGAUCCAGUGGGAGGCUAAGGACGAGGAGGAGGAAGAGGAGGAGCCGGUAGGCGAGGAAGAGGACGACCACCUGGAGUUCUGCAGGGUGUGUAAAGAUGGAGGGGAGCUGCUGUGCUGCGACACCUGCCCGUCCUCCUACCACAUCCACUGCCUCAACCCGCCUCUGCCCGAGAUCCCCAACGGGGAGUGGCUGUGUCCGCGCUGCAUGUGUCCUCCCCUCAAAGGUAAGGUCCAAAAGAUUCUGCACUGGAUGUGGGGGGAACCCCCGCUGCCGGCGGAACCGCCCGACGGCGAGCCGGCCGACCCGCUGGCCGACCCGCCGGCCGACCCGCUGGCCGACCCUCCGCUCAAGGGCCGCCCGGAGAGGGAGUUCUUCGUGAAGUGGGCGGCCCUCUCGUACUGGCACUGCUCCUGGGUCAGCGAGCUGCAGCUGGAGCUGUACCACACGGUCAUGUACCGGAACUACCAGCGCAAGAACGAAAUGGACGAGCCGCCGCCGUUCGACUACGGCUCCGGAGAAGAGGAGCUCAACAACGAGAAGAGGAAGAGCAAAGACCCCCAGUACGCCGCGAUGGAGGGCCGCUUCUACCGCUACGGCAUCAAGCUGGAGUGGAUGGUCAUGCACCGGAUAAUCAACCACAGUUUUGAUAAGGACGGCGAUGUGCAUUACCUGAUCAAGUGGAGGGACCUGCCCUACGACCAGUGCACCUGGGAGGUGGACGACUUCGACGUCCCCGAUUACGACAGUCUCAAGGCCAUGUACUGGGACCACAGGGAGCAAAUAGUAGGGGAGGACCACCGCCCCCUGGUGGUGAGGAGAGGAAAUAAACUCAAAGAGGACUACCCAAAGAGGGAGGUCCCUCCUGAUGCUCCCAUCAUAGAUCCGACCAUCAAGUUUGAGCACCAGCCGUGGUACGUCAACGCCACGGGGGGAACCCUGCACCCGUACCAGCUGGAAGGCCUGAACUGGUUGAGGUUCUCCUGGGCUCAGGGCACAGACACCAUCCUGGCCGACGAGAUGGGCCUCGGCAAGACGGUGCAGACCAUCGUGUUUCUCUACUCGCUCUAUAAGGAGGGUCACUCGAAGGGGCCCUACUUGGUGAGCGCGCCCCUCUCCACCAUCAUCAAUUGGGAGAGGGAAUUCGAGUUGUGGGCUCCGGAUUUCCACGUGGUGACGUACACCGGAGACAAAGACAGCCGGGCCGUCAUCAGGGAGAACGAGUUCAGCUGCGAGGACAGCGCCGUGAAAUCGGGACGCAAGGUGUUCCGCAUGAAGAAAGACACGCCCAUCAAGUUCCACGUGCUGCUGACGUCCUACGAGCAGAUCACGAUCGACCAGGCCGUGCUGGGCUCCAUCACGUGGGCCUGCCUGGUGGUGGACGAGGCCCACCGGCUGAAGAACAACCAGUCCAAGUUCUUCAGAAUCCUCAACGGGUACAAGAUCUACUACAAGCUGCUGCUCACCGGGACUCCUCUCCAGAACAACCUGGAGGAGCUGUUCCACCUGCUUAACUUCCUCACCGCGGCACGCUUCAAUAACCUCGAAGGCUUUCUGGAGGAGUUCGCCGACAUCUCGAAGGAGGACCAGAUCAAGAAGCUCCACGACCUGCUCGGCUCUCACAUGCUGCGGAGGCUCAAAGUGGACGUCUUUAAGGACAUGCCUUCCAAGACAGAGCUGAUCGUCAGAGUGGAGCUCAGCCCCAUGCAGAAGAAAUAUUACAAAUUCAUUUUGACGCGGAAUUUCGAGGCGCUGAACUCCAAAGGCGGCGGGAACCAGGUGUCCCUGCUCAACAUCAUGAUGGACCUGAAGAAGUGCUGCAACCACCCUUACCUGUUCCCGGUGGCCGCUCUGGAAGCUCCCGUGUUACCCAACGGCUCGUAUGAUGGAAACCAGCUGGCGAAGUCCUCAGGAAAACUGACGCUGCUUCAAAAAAUGCUGAAGCAGCUCAAAGAUGAUGGACACAGAGUUCUCAUUUUCUCUCAGAUGACAAAGAUGUUGGAUCUGCUUGAAGAUUUCAUGGAGUUCGAGGGUUAUAAAUAUGAACGUAUUGAUGGAGGGAUUACCGGAGCCCUCAGGCAGGAGGCCAUUGACCGCUUCAAUGCACCGGGCGCUCAGCAGUUCUGCUUCUUGCUGUCGACGCGGGCCGGAGGUCUCGGCAUCAACCUGGCGAGCGCCGACACCGUCGUCAUCUACGACUCCGACUGGAAUCCUCACAACGACAUCCAAGCUUUUAGCAGAGCCCACCGUAUCGGCCAAAACAGGAAGGUGAUGAUCUACCGCUUCGUGACACGAGGCUCGGUGGAGGAGCGGAUCACCCAGGUGGCGAAGAGGAAGAUGAUGCUCACCCACCUGGUGGUGCGGCCCGGCCUCGGCUCCAAAACCGGCUCCAUGUCCAAACAAGAACUGGACGACAUCCUCAAGUUCGGCACCGAGGAGCUCUUCAAAGGCGAGAUGGAGGCAGCGGCGCGAGCCAUGGGUCAUCCAGGUGACAGCAAAGAGGGGGAGGAGGGAAACGUGAUUCACUACGACGACGACGCCAUCUCCAAGCUGCUGGACCGCAACCGGGACGCCAGCGAGGACACGGAGAUCCAGAACAUGAACGAGUACCUGAGCUCCUUUAAGGUGGCUCAGUUCGUGGUGAAGGAGGAGGAAGGAGAGGAGGAGGUGGAGCGGGAGAUCAUCAAGCAGGAGGAGAACGUGGACCCGGACUUCUGGGAGAAGCUCCUGCGGCACCACUACGAGCAGCAGCAGGAGGACCUGGCCCGCAACCUCGGCAAAGGCAAACGCGUCCGGAAGCAGGUCAACUACAACGACACGACCCAGGAGGACCAAGACAAUCAGUCGGAGUACUCUGUGGGGUCCGAGGACGAGGACGAAGAUUUCGAGGAGAGGCCUGAAGGUGGACGCAGACAGUCGCGUCGGCAGAUGAAGAAUGAGAAAGACAAACCUCUGCCUCCCUUACUGGCCCGGGUCGGGGGCAGCAUUGAGGUCCUGGGGUUCAACGCCCGCCAGAGGAAAGCCUUCCUCAAUGCCAUCAUGCGCUGGGGGAUGCCCCCUCAGGAUGCCUUCAACUCCCAUUGGCUGGUUCGAGACCUGAGAGGGAAGAGUGAGCGCGAGUUCAGGGCCUACGUGUCUCUGUUCAUGAGACAUCUAUGUGAGCCGGGGGCAGACGGAGCCGAGACCUUCGCCGACGGAGUCCCACGUGAGGGGCUGUCCCGACAGCAUGUUCUCACCAGGAUCGGCGUCAUGUCCCUCGUCAGGAAGAAGGUGCAAGAGUUUGAGCAUGUUAACGGCAAGCUGAGUUCCCCGGAUCUGAUUCCCAUCGGCAUGGAGCUGAAGAAGCUGACCGAGAGCUUGUCUUCUGACCCCAACACCCCGGUGCCCUCCAGCCCCGUCGUCACACAGCCGGGCACGCCCGUCACGCCAGAGAAGACCGAGUCUCUCUUCGGUACCACUGAAGACAAGGAGAGCGCAGAGCAAGACGGCAAGAAGCCGUCAGAGCAGGACUCGUCCGGCGCGGAGCAGCCGGCGUCCGACGGCGAGGAGAGCAAACCGUCAGCCGAGAGGGACCGAGCCGAGGCCGAGCCGUCGGCCAACUCCAAGGAGUCCGCUCUGAAACUGACGGAGCAAUCAUCCAGUCACACCUCCCCGAAAACGGACGCCUGCAAGGAAACAGAGAGUUCCUCAGAAAAAGGAGAUGCUGAGUCUCCUCUGGCGAAAAUGGACGACAAGGAGAAUAAGCCAGAUGAGUUGAAGAGCGAAGACGCGUCGGAGGGCCGAUUGAACGGAGACAAGGAUGCUUUGGACGAGCCGGACGACGGCAGGAAGGAGGACAAGAACGGCUACAAAACCAAGUUCAUGUUUAAUAUCGCCGACGGAGGCUUCACGGAGUUGCACACCCUCUGGCAAACCGAGGAGCGAGCGGCGCUGACGUCUGGAAAGAUGCACGACAUCUGGCACCGUCGCCACGACUACUGGCUCCUAGCCGCCAUCGUAACACACGGCUACGCUCGUUGGCAAGACAUCCAGAACGACCUGCGCUACGCCAUCCUGAACGAGCCCUUCAAGACCGAGAUACUAAAGGGAAACUACCUGGAGAUGAAGAACAAGUUCCUGGCUCGGCGCUUCAAGUUGUUGGAGCAGGCUCUGGUGAUUGAGGAGCAGCUGAGGCGGGCGGCCUACCUGAACAUGACGCAGGAUCCCAGCCAACCGGCCAUGGCUCUCAACACUCGCUUCUCCGAGGUGGAAUGUCUGGCCGAGUCCCACCAGCACCUGUCCAAAGAGUCGCUGGGCGGGAACAAACCCGCCAACGCCGUGCUGCACAAAGUGCUGAACCAGCUGGAGGAGCUCCUGAGUGACAUGAAGGCCGACGUGACCCGUCUCCCCAACAUGCUCGCCCGCAUCCCGCCCGUGUCGGGCCGCCUGCAGAUGUCGGAGCGGAGCAUCCUGAACCGGCUCACCAGCCGGGGCAGCGAGCCGCCGCCGCAGCAGCCUUUCGGCCAGGCGGCGUUCGGCUGCUCCCAGAUGUACAGCAGCGGCUUCGCCGGAGGAUUCAGAGGACCGGGGGGGCAGCCCAUCAUCAACUACAGCCAGAUGCCUCUGGGGCCCUACGUCAGCGUGUCCUCCAAUGGCCCUCCGCCCCCCACAAGCCAUCUGGACAAGAGGUCACAUGACUCCUUGAGAGACGUGGCUACGCCCGACCUCAAAUCAGGCAAACCUAGUGAUGUCAUCUGUAUUGAGGACUAGGCUCUGUAGAAACUCACCUGAGGUUAGACCCUCCCAGGGGAUGGGACCCGUGUGGACGACAGCCUCCUCUGCCACGCCCUCCUCUUUCCUCCCCGACUUCUGAUCCAACUUUUUUCUUUUUUUUAUUAACGCACACAUCUUUAAAACAAUUGCACUUUUGUCUUUCGAAGGAUCCCCGUAGAAGUAUUUUAGUAGAUGCUUCUGAUUUUUGUUAACCAGUGCUGGAGAGCGAAGGGGGGAGGGGCUUAUACCUGAAAGAGGAUUUCACUGUGACUGUGCCUCCACUGGAGCUAAGGGCGCCUUCAGUCAUAGUCUGAUGGGAUGAUUCCCCCCCCCGAGAGCCAAUAUUAUUACUUUAAAUACAUUUUUGUAAUUUUCUUUUCAUGUCAUUCAUGUAGUAACCAGUGGAUAACAAUCUUGAUUCGUUGAAAGCAUCAGAAACGUGUACCCUGUAUGCAGUAGCUGGACACAGCCUGUCUGAAUCCUCUAAAGACUGCCCCCUGCUGGUCAUUUGGAGGAAGUGAACUCCAGGAACACCUGCAGCUUCUUGUACUGUAUAUACUCAGAGACUGCUGUUUAUUUGACCUCACAUAGGUCGACUCAUAGUGAAAAGGCGUUAAACGCACACACACACACACACACACACACGGAGGGAAUCAGAAGCUCGGCGUCGCGCGGGAGGAUGGAGCGGAGACGAGAGAGAGCUGGCGGAAGUCUGAAAAAUGUUUAUUCAAAACGCAUUUCAGAGAAGUAUUUCUGUGUAUGGUACAAUAUUUGUGAUUCUUAUUAUAUCUGAAUGUUAGUAGUGGCUGUAGAGCUUAACCCUGGGGGGGGGGGGCGACUAUAAACAGGAGCUCACCUGGUCUCCGGGGCCGACGAGUCCUGAGUGGACAAAGUUUCCCUUCUCUUACUUCCACCACGGCGACUUUCCCAUCGCUCCCCUCCAUCGUUAGAACUGAAUAAGAAACAUAAUGUGCUAAUUAUGGAUCUCAUAAUGGCGCGAUGUCACUUUAAAGUCUAGUAUCUGUCGCAAAAUGAGCUUUUUUGCGGGGGGAGGGUUUGCUUCUCUUUACGUUAUGGUAAAACAAUGAAAUAAAAUGCAUUUGGUCACUCUGUGCCAUUAAGAAGAUUAGAGGAGGCGCGGUGCGUUUUGACUCUGAUCUGCGCUGCACGGCGUCGCCUCCUCCUCGCGUUACGCUCGGGCUCUUUGUGGGAGGGUGUGUGUUGCUGCUUUGAUCUGGUGUGAAGACCGUCGGCAUGAUGUAUAGCCACAAUAUCUUGUCCAUCCCAUCUACGACCAUCAUGGCCUGAAGUGGCGGCCCACCACGUGAACCGGUGUUUUAUAAAAAUGGAAGAUUACUUUAUUUCCUUUUUUUUAUUUUUUAUGAAGGCAUUGACUCAAAGUGCAAAUGUGUUGUUGACCAUAUUAUGUUUUUAUUUUUUCAAAGACGAGUGGCAUUACCCGUUUGUAUCGUUCUCGCCAAUGACAGCACUUAUUUGACUUUGUUGGGUCGACGAUUGUGAUCGGACGAAUCUGAACUGAAGAGGUCGUGUUGUACAGAGUCGGUUGGUGAGCGUGUUUUCUUACUCUGCUUUUGCAAACUUCUAAAUGGUUUCCCGAUGUGCCCCCCUUCCCCCUCUCACAUCAUUUCUCAGACGACGCGCUUUAACUUUAAAAAUGUCAUCAGACUGAUUUUUUUUUUAAGCUGCCAUUGAAAUAAACUUUGAAGUGUUUCUUUUCCCGCUCUUCUACUUUUCCCGCUCUUUUUUUCAUUUUCCCGCUCUUUUCUCAUUUUCCCGCUCUCUGUUUCGUAUUUAUGCCGUUUUAUGUUCAUCGUGUUUGUUUCACGCCGUCGAUUACUUGACCACGACAUGUAUUAAUUAGGUUGCUCGACAGAUAGAACCUCAGAAACAUGUAAAUACUUGAAAGAUUUGUUUCUUUCCGGAGAUAAAGUCCAUCUCGUACAGAUUUAUGUAUCAAACUGAAAGAGAAAAAAGAAAAAAAAGAAGAUGAAUGUCUGCUUGCAUUGGUGUCGCCGUAGAUCUGCAGAGAUGACACCGUACGAGCCCAUUAAUCAAAAUCACGUCCGCCCAUUUUUUUUUUUUUUUCACCCCCUCUGGAGCGACGGCCGUGAGACGACGUCGAAAAACACAGCGCUCCAAUGAAAUGCAAUCAAACUGAAGUCGGGUAUGAAUGUAUUGUCUGUAAGAAAAGAAAAAAAGGCUUCAGUCUAAUAUUAUAAAUAUGUUAACAAUGUAAUGUACAUGCUUAUUAACAUGGCUUCAAAAGCUACCAAAAGACCCUGAGAAAAAGGCACCUUUGUUGCAGCGGCUGCAUGUGAAGCGUUCUGGCGGUUCACUUCGGGCGAGGCGGUAGCGUAUCUAGCAUUUUACAGACAAUGAGCUCUCAAAACGCAGUUUCAUGGUUCUGAUAUUUGUGCUGUAUAGCAUUUGAAUGAAAUGACAAAGAAAAAAAAAAAAAAAAGUGAAUUGUCAUCUUUUUAUUUGUAUUCUGUGUAUUUGUUCAAUGUGUUUUAAUAAAUCUUCUGGACGACGA
This is a messenger RNA of Pseudoliparis swirei, 8659 nucleotides long. RefSeq names its product chromodomain helicase DNA binding protein 5 (gene chd5). The record is from RefSeq and is a predicted model, not a curated record. Gene Ontology annotation, cellular component: NuRD complex; chromatin; nucleus. The coding region runs from base 1 to 6102 and encodes 2033 amino acids. Gene Ontology annotation, molecular function: chromatin binding; ATP-dependent chromatin remodeler activity; histone binding. Gene Ontology annotation, biological process: negative regulation of transcription by RNA polymerase II; chromatin remodeling. The transcript is spliced from 40 exons. NCBI's taxonomy places the organism in Eukaryota, Metazoa, Chordata, Actinopteri, Perciformes, Liparidae.